Labeo rohita (rohu) is the source of this 3585-nucleotide messenger RNA. It is a transcript of the gene dnmt3bb.1, whose product is annotated as DNA (cytosine-5-)-methyltransferase 3 beta, duplicate b.1. The record is from RefSeq and is a predicted model, not a curated record. NCBI's taxonomy places the organism in Eukaryota, Metazoa, Chordata, Actinopteri, Cypriniformes, Cyprinidae. The transcript is spliced from 22 exons. Gene Ontology annotation, biological process: negative regulation of transcription by RNA polymerase II. Gene Ontology annotation, cellular component: nucleus. Gene Ontology annotation, molecular function: DNA binding; DNA (cytosine-5-)-methyltransferase activity, acting on CpG substrates. The coding region runs from base 554 to 2977 and encodes 807 amino acids.
AGCGCAGUGAAAACCUGGAUGUUUGUAUGCAUUCAUUAAAUUACCGUAAAAGAGAACAUACGUGAAUAUUGGUUUCGUCGCAAAAAGUAGCUGAUUAAUUUCUUUUUUUUUCAAAAUUAGGCUUGUACAGUUUGUAUCAGCAUAUAAAAUAUAACAUUACUUUGGCAAAUUCUAACGCAUCGCUAUAAACUGUAUUUGCUAGCACAAAAAAAGAAUGAAACAGAACAUGUGCAUGGCAUAUUCCAAUCUCAUCACGAGAAAGGGUUAAAAAGUAGGAAGUAAAAGUAGCUUUUAUUCAGUGGGAGUACGAUUCGAGGCCCGGGAAAAGUCACGCCUGAGCGUAGAGGCGAAAGACCGAGCGGACCUUGUGAACGAGACUCUAUUUACAUAUUCACACUAAGGGUUUAAAGGCGUGUGUACCAGCAAAGAUUAGUGUGACAUACCUCCUCGGCACCUUGGCAGUGGACUACUCUAACAGCACUUUCAGUCUCAGCGUUUUUGUAAUAACACUACUUUUCCAGAGACAGAGAGGAAAAAGACGACUGAAAUAGUGAUGCCAUCCAACAAGUACUCCUCCGCUAUCAUGGCGGAAAGUGAUAAGAUGACUGCCACGGCUGCUGUGAAUGGAGACAUGUCGGUGGGAGAGGGAUUGUCAGAGAACGACAGCGGUCUGGAGAUGACCAAUGAGAACAGCCCGCUGACUGCUGCAGAGCCACCUUCACCUUUCUGCCCCAAACAGAACGGAGGCGCAGCCUCACCCGCAGAUGAGAGUGAGAACAGCAUCAGAAGAAAGAGAUCUCGUAAGCGCUCAGAAACAGAGGAAGAUAGCGCCUGGGAUUCCUCCUACAGUGAGGAAAAGGCUGACGUUGGGUCCGGUUGUGAGACGGGUUUGCGGCAAAGGCCUCGUCCAAGGACUAUUUUCCAGGCAGGACUGACAGCUCACAGUAAACCCCACAACAGAGAGAGGGGGCAUAGCAAACAGGAUCACAGCAACCUGGUUUCUAGUGUUCCUGAGGGUCCCGCACUGGAGCUCAUGGAACAGGACUCUAAAGACUCGGCACAGAGCAGCACCACAUCCACCUCCACUACUGACACAGUCAGCCAACCUGAGUACAAGGAUAAUAAAGGAUUUGGUAUUGGAGAAUUAGUCUGGGGCAAGAUAAAGGGCUUUUCUUGGUGGCCAGGGAUGGUGGUGACUUGGAGAGCAACAGGGAAGAGGCAGGCCUCCCACGGGAUGCGCUGGCUACAGUGGUUUGGUGAUGGGAAAUUCUCAGAGGUGUCUGCUGACAAACUUGACUCCAUCACAGCCUUCCCAAAGUUUUUCAACCAGUCAUCCUACACCAAGCUGGCCUCCUACCGCAGAGCAAUCUUCCAGGCCCUGGAGGUGGCUAGUAUACGAGCAGAGAAGACUUUUCCUCCGUGUGAGUCUGACAGUCUUGAAGAACAGAUAAAGCCCAUGCUUGACUGGGCUCAUAAUGGCUUUCUGCCCAAAGGUCAGGAGGGCCUGAAACCCAGAGAGAAUGCAGCUGAGUAUUGUGUUUUUCCCCUGGCCUCAGAGAGCUCAGCGCUGCUGGACUCCAGCCCUCCGGAGUUCCCCCCCUCUGCCAAAAGAGCUCGACUCAGCCUCUGUAAGGCCAAACCUGGCACUGAGGACGUCUACAGCAGAGAACAAAUGGUCCAUGAAGUUUUGAAGAAUCACAGAAGUAUAGAAGAGUUCUGUCUCUCUUGUGGAAAAACGAGAGUGGCGACCUUUCACCCGCUGUUUGAAGGAGGCCUUUGCCUAACAUGCAAGGAUGUUUAUUUGGAAAUCUCCUACAUGUACGACGACGAUGGCUACCAGUCGUACUGCACCGUGUGCUGUGGCGGCAGAGAGGUGCUGCUCUGUGGAAACGCCAACUGCUGCAGGUGUUUCUGUGUGGACUGUCUGGAUAUUUUAGUGGGAGCAGGAGCAGCCAACAGCGCCCGUGACCUCGACCCAUGGCGCUGCUACAUGUGUCAGCCUCUGCAGCAGUACGGCGUGUUAAAGAAACGCCACGACUGGAGCCUGAAAUUACAAGAGUUCUUUGUCAAUGACAAUGGACAGGAGUUUGAAAGUCCAAAGAUUUAUCCUGCGGUCCCGGCAGAGCAGAGACGUCCAAUCAGAGUCCUUUCACUGUUUGAUGGCAUUGCCACAGGCUAUCUAGUGCUUCGAGACUUGGGCUUCAAGGUUGAUGUGUACAUUGCAUCAGAAGUAUGCGAGGACUCGAUUUCAGUGGGAGCUGUCCGGCAUGAAGGAAAAAUCCAGUAUGUGCACGACGUUCGCAACAUCUCCAGAAAAAAUAUUGCUGAAUGGGGGCCGUUUGACUUGGUGAUUGGUGGAAGUCCCUGUAAUGACCUUUCCAUUGUCAACCCUGCCAGGAAAGGCCUGUACGAGGGGACUGGACGCCUGUUUUUUGAGUUCUACCGCCUCUUGAGUGAAGCAAAACCGAAGGAAGGGGAAGACCGACCUUUCUUCUGGAUGUUUGAGAAUGUGGUCGCCAUGAGUGUCAAUGAUAAGAGAGACAUCUCAAGAUUUCUGGAGUGUAAUCCAGUGAUGAUUGACGCCAUUGAGGUCUCAGCUGCUCACAGGGCGCGUUAUUUCUGGGGAAACCUGCCAGGAAUGAAAAGACCACUAUGUGCGUCUGGGAUGGAUAAAUUGGAGCUUCAGGACUGUUUGGAACAUGGCCGUGUUGCCAAGUUUGGUAAGGUACGCACCAUUACAACACGCUCCAACUCCAUCAAACAGGGCAAGGACCAGCACUUCCCUGUCAUGAUGAAUGGCAAAGAGGACAUCCUGUGGUGCACAGAGCUCGAGAGGAUUUUUGGCUUUCCUGUCCACUACACUGAUGUCUCCAACAUGGGCCGUGGCGCCAGGCAGAAGCUACUUGGACGGUCUUGGAGUGUUCCUGUAAUCCGGCACCUGUUCGCCCCACUGAAGGACUACUUCGCCUGUGAAUAACACAUGUAGUCCGUGAUCAGUUAGUCCAAAGUCUCACAACAAGCUUAAUAACAAAGUACAAAACCAGAUGUCCUCAGUAAGGAGCUCUUGGAGACUAGCUAAUCUUCACAUUUACAAGACGAUCUCAGCUUUGCAAAGACAAACUGAGACGUUGAGCUGACUUGAGGACGUGGGUAGUCUUGACCAUCAGACCAAACUCAAGGUAGACGCUGUGUUGUGAUGCUUAGAGCGUCACUUAGUAAAAACACAGCAGUUAGCUUUUGUACUAGACUUUUUAAAAUUGAUGUGCCUGUCAAGGUGUUCGAAACUGUCAGGGUUCAUCUCAACACAUGCAGUUAGAUUUAAUCCUUUAUUAUCAUGAGAAAAAAGAAAAACUGUCCCUGUUGCCUUACAAUCUCAAACAAUAUGUUUUUAAAAAAAAAGUUCAAAUGUUUUACAGCUCAUCUGGCUAAGCAAUGUACAAAUGUUGUUGCAUGUGACACAUUUCCAUGGUAUUGUUAGUGUGAGAAAAAUACUUGAAAUUUAUCAAUGCAAACAUACAAACACCAAGCUGUGAGCCCUUACAAAUGCAUUUCAAAAGAUGCGUAAAAAAAAAAAAACCAACAACC